AUAACCAAUGAGAUUGUGCGUCAGCUGAUGGAGCAGGGAGGCUUCUACAGUCUGGAUCGCCCCGGAGAGUUCAUCACUGUGGUGGACGUUCAGCUGGUGGCCGCCAUGAUCCAUCCGGGCGGGGGUCGUAACGACAUCCCCGAGCGUCUGAAGAGACACUUCUCCAUCUUCAACUGCACGCUACCCUCCAACUCCUCCAUUGAUAAGAUCUUUGGCACCGUGGCUCGGGGACACUUCUGCCCAGAGAGGGGCUUCCCCCCCGGGGUCUGCGCCCUCGCCUCCGCCCUCGUGCCCACCACCAGACGGGUGUGGCAGGCAGUGAAGGCCAAGAUGUUGCCGUCUCCUGCUAAAUUUCACUACAUCUUCAACCUGAGGGACCUCAGCAGAAUCUGGCAGGGCAUCCUGACGGUGAGGUCGGAGGUGUGUCAGAGCUCUGAGCUGCUCUCCGCUCUCUUCCAUCACGAAUGUUGUCGAGUGAUCGCCGAUCGCUUCAUCGACGACUCCGACAGAAAGACCUUCAACGGCAUCAUGGAGAAGAUCACAGUAGAUGAUCAUGGGAAAGCUGUGAUUGAGCAUGCUCAGUGGGACAGCUUCUUCGUAGACUUCCUGCGUGAAGCUCCGGAGGCGACGGGAGACGAACCUGAGGACGGAGAGCUGGAGGCUCCAAAGGUGUAUGAGCCAAUCCCAUCACUGGACGUCCUGGCAGAGCGGCUGUCUGUUUUCCAGCUGCGGUACAACGAGACGGUGAGGGGCGGAGCCAUGGACCUGGUCUUCUUCAUGGACGUUGGGGAGGAACUGGACCCUGUCCUGGACAACAUACUAGACAAAAACUACAUCAAGUCUGGAUCCACUUAUAAAGUGAAGGUAGGAGACAAGGAGGUGGAUGUGAUGAAGGGCUUCACGCUCUACAUCACCACCAAGCUGGCAAACCCUGCGUACAGCCCUGAGGUCAGCGCGAGGACGGCUGUGGUGGACUUCACAGUCACCCAGCGAGGCCUGGAGGACCAGCUGCUGGGGAGGGUCAUCCUGCUGGAGAAACAGGAGCUGGAAGCGGAGCGAGGAAAGCUUUUAGAGGAGGUGACAUCCAACAAGAGGAAGAUGCAGGAGCUGGAGGACAGUCUCCUGUUCCGGCUGACCAGCACCCAGGGGUCCUUAGUGGAGGACCAGUCUCUGAUUGAGGUGCUGAGGGUCACCAAGACUACUGCUCUGGAGGUUAGUGAGAAGCUGUCGGUUGCAGCGGAGACAGAGCUGAAGAUCAACCAGGCGAGGGAGGAGUACCGCCCGGUGGCCACCAGGGGGGGAAUCCUAUACUUCCUCAUCGUGGAGAUGUCCCUGGUCAACAUCAUGUACCAGACGUCGCUGCGGCAGUUCCUGGGACUCUUUGACUCGUCCAUGCUGCAAUCCGCCAAGUCUCAGCUCACUUCCAAACGCAUCAGCAACAUUAUCAGCUUCCUCACCUACAAGGUUUACUGUUACACAGCCAGGAGUCUGUAUGAAGAACACAAACUGCUGUUCACUCUGCUCCUGGCUCUGAAGAUCGCCCUGCAGGCCCGAAACAUCUCGCACCCCGAGGUGCUCACCUUCGUUAAAGGUGGAGCCUCUUUGGAUCUGAACUCUGUAGAGUCCAAACCGCGGCGCUGGAUCCUGGAUCAGACCUGGCUCAACCUGGUGCAGCUUUCCAGCCUGCAGCCCUUCUCCCAGAUCCUGACCCAGGUGAUCCAGAACGAGCGCGCCUGGAGAGCGUGGUUUGACCAUCCAACACCAGAAGAUGCCCCACUGCCUGAUGGGUACGAGGAGAAGCUCGACACCUUCCGGAAGCUUCUGCUCAUACGAAGCUGGUGUCCCGACCGAACCACCGCUCAGGCGCGCCGCUACAUCUCGGACUCCCUGGGUCCACAGUACGCUGAAGGCUUGGUUCUGGACCUGGACGCCAUGUUGGCAGAGAGUGCCAGCAGGACGCCGAUGGUCUGUCUGCUGUCCAUGGGCUCCGAUCCCACCGAGAACAUAGAGAGGCUGGCCAAGAACAAGGGGGCGCCGUGCCGGUCCAUCUCCAUGGGGCAGGGCCAGGAGGUGCACGCUCGCAGGCUAUUGGCCAGCAGCAUGACGGACGGUGGCUGGCUCCUCCUCCAGAACUGCCACCUGGGACUGGACUUCCUGCCAGAGCUGCUGGAGACGGUUACCACAGCGACGGCAGACAGUGUGCAUAAGGGUUUCCGUGUGUGGCUGACGACAGACGUGCACGAGAGAUUCCCCAUCACAUUCCUUCAGUCCUCCAUCAAGUUCACCAAUGAACCUCCUCUGGGGAUGAAGGCGGGUCUGAAGAGGACUUUCAGUGCUGUCACUCAGGAUCAGUUAGAGAUCAGCAGCCUGCCUCAGUGGAAACCUCUGCUGUACGCCGUGGCCUUCCUGCACACCACCGUGCAGGAGCGCCGUAAGUUUGGUCCUCUCGGCUGGAACAUCCCCUACGAGUUCAACCAGGCAGAUUUUACCUCCAGCAUGCAGUUUGUGCAGAACCACCUGGACGACCUGGACUCAAAGAGAGGAGUGGACUGGAGCUGCCUGCGCUACAUGCUGGGCGAGGUGCAGUACGGCGGCCGGGUGACAGACGACCUGGACAAGUGUCUCCUGAACACCUUCACUGGGGUGUGGUUCAGUGAGAGCACUUUCAGCGACACCUUCUGCUUCUAUACGGGCUACAGCAUCCCGGGUAGGGCCAGGCUGGUGCAGGACGUCCUGCAGCACAUCGACACCCUGCCGCUGGUUGACUCUCCUGAGGUAUUUGGGCUCCACCCUAACGCUGACAUCACCUACCAGACCAACCUGGCCAAUGAGACGCUCCGCACCAUCAUCAGCAUCCAACCAAAGGACUCCGGGGGCGGGGCCGGGGAGACACGGGAGGCCAGCGUUCAGAAACUCGCCGCCGAGAUGCUGGAGAAGCUGCCGCCGGACUACGUGCAGCACGAGGUCAAAGGUCAGCUGAAGAAGAUGGGUCCGCUGCAGCCAAUGAACAUCUUCCUGCGACAGGAAGUGGAGCGCAUGCAGCGCGUCAUCGGCCUCGUACGGAGCACGCUCACCGACCUCAAACUGGCCAUUGACGGCACCAUCAUCAUGUCUGAGGACCUGCGGGACGCUCUGGACUGCAUGUUCGACGCCCGGGUCCCGCGCCUGUGGCUGCGGCCCAGCUGGCCCUCGGCCUCGCUGGGCUUCUGGUUCAGCGAGCUGCUGGAGAGGAGCCUGCAGCUCCGCGGCUGGAUCAGCUCCGGGAGGCCGGACACGUUCUGGCUCACCGGAUUCUUCAACCCUCAGGGUUUUCUGACCGCCAUGCGCCAGGAGACCACGCGCUCCAACCUGACCCGGGGCUGGGCCUUGGAUACUGUCACCCUUAGCAACAAUGUCACUAAGAUGAUGAAGGAAGAUGUGGUGGCUCCGCCCCCAGAAGAAGUGGGCGGGGUCUACAUAUACGGCCUCUUCCUGGAUGGGGCAGGGUGGGAUCGGCGAGGAACCAAACUCUGCGAGGCCCCCCCAAAGGUCCUCUUCAGCCCCCUCCCCGUGGUUCACGUCUUCGCCAUCAGCUCAGCCAACAUGGCCGACAGCAAGCUGCCCCCCGGCGGGGGUGGGGGGGCGGCCGACAGCAAGCUGCCCCCCGCUGGGGGGGUCAGCCUGUACUCCUGUCCGGUCUAUAAGAAACCGCGCCGCACCGACCUCAACUUCAUCUUCUUUCUGCAGCUGAGGAGCCUGCAGCCCCCCCAGCACUGGACCCUGAGGGGGGCCGCGCUGCUCUGUGACUGCAAGUGAUGCUCCGCCGCGAGAGGGAGGCCUGCAACAACAGGCCAUGUUUGUAGUCUUUAAAGGACCACAUUUGUUAAUUUACAAGUUUGAGACUAUGAUCUAAAAGUCACAUACAGUGUACUCUCCUGAUGAUCUCUAUAAAAAUCUAUCUGUUUUAGAUGGAUCUUCUUUGGUUUUAUUGUAUUACAAUUAUAAUAACUAUUCAUAUUUUAAAAAUAGCAUAAUCUUGAUGCACUUUAAUAAGAUUAUGUUUUAGUCUCAGAAAUAGAACAUUUAACAUAAACUGAUAAUGGAAAAAUAUAUAUAUCAAUAAUAUUUCAACACUUUUUAUUAUUAUAUUUAAAUGUUUUGUCAUUUGAAAAAAAUCACAAGUGAUUUGUUUGAAAUUAUAAAGAAUUGGGCGCAAAUAAUGAAGUCGUUGUGUGAUCUGAUGUAGUUUGAUGUGUUGCUUUACUUUCUCUUGAAGUGAGGACGAAGAUUUUUUUCCUUUCUAUCAAAAUAGCACGUUUUUAUUAUAUAUAUUAGGGAUAUUUCUUCUAAAGUCAAAUAAGGUCCAACUUCUCUGCGGUGUAAGAUUUUGUAAUAAAUCCCUACAAAAUAAUCCGUUUUAAACCAGGGGGCCGCCGGGGUCCUGGGCCCUCUGUACCUCCACAGGUACCAAGGGACACAUUCAGUCCGACUGAACCCUAACCCUUAAUUAUAUCUUAACUCUGCACACAACAAAAGUUAAACUCUAAUAUUAGGUUUUCUUUUCUUCACAAUAAUCCAUUUCUAGGAUAAAUAAAGUAAGUCAAGGUAAUGUGGAUUAUUGUCCAAAGUGUGAUCUGUUUAUAUUAUAACUCAAUAUGAUCAUGCCGACUGUUUUGGAGUAACCUGCAGCUGCAUUUUACUGAAGCAUUUGAAAAUAGAUAACCUUGUUGCACCAUGAACAUUGUUUAAGGCUCUAUACCAAACAUAAUGGUAAACCCCAUUUACAUAUUUGCCUUUUUUAAUGUUUAUUCAACAUAGCAUGCAAACAUAAACCUUAGACACAAAACAGAGAUAUUUCAUCAAGUUUUGACUUUUUAUUCAGAAUAUUCUUUCACAGUUUGAUCAUGCAUUUCAUUCAGGGGACGCCUUUAUCCAAAGUGAUAUACAUUCAACCAUCGAGACACAUUCAAAAAGCAAAAAUGCUGACUCAGCUUCAAAUAAGCCAAAACGUUCUCAGCGCUACAUACAUUGCACACGUUUCAAUCAUUUCAAUAUAACAUUUCUUUGUUGCAUAACUAACACUGUUUCUAAAUAAACUGAAAUGAGGUCACAUUCAUAAUUUCACUCUCAAUGUUUUGCCUCAAUCUCUUUAAUGUUUCUUCUCCAUUCAUUUUGUCACAUCUCCACUA
This is a messenger RNA of Notothenia coriiceps (black rockcod), 5168 nucleotides long. Its product is annotated as dynein heavy chain 5, axonemal-like. Gene Ontology annotation, molecular function: minus-end-directed microtubule motor activity; dynein light intermediate chain binding; dynein intermediate chain binding. Lineage: Eukaryota; Metazoa; Chordata; Actinopteri; Perciformes; Nototheniidae. The record is from RefSeq and is a predicted model, not a curated record. Gene Ontology annotation, biological process: microtubule-based movement. Gene Ontology annotation, cellular component: dynein complex.